This is a messenger RNA of Pyricularia pennisetigena, 2244 nucleotides long. RefSeq lists its product as uncharacterized. Gene Ontology annotation, cellular component: nucleus. Lineage: Eukaryota; Fungi; Ascomycota; Sordariomycetes; Magnaporthales; Pyriculariaceae. The record is from RefSeq and is a predicted model, not a curated record. Gene Ontology annotation, molecular function: protein binding; protein-macromolecule adaptor activity. Bases 1 to 2244 code for a protein of 747 amino acids. The transcript is spliced from 2 exons. Gene Ontology annotation, biological process: proteasome-mediated ubiquitin-dependent protein catabolic process.
AUGUUCCAGCAAGCUACUCCUCCCCCAAGCAGUCCUGUCUGCGAGGGCAGGAUCAACCACACCGGACUUGGUUCAUUCACACAAACAGUUCAGAAGCCUCAAGGCUUGCCGCCAAGGACACCUAGAAAGCUUCAAGGCAUCGUCAACAGCAGCAGUCCUACGUACUGGGCAACCACACCCGCUCUAAGCUCACCUACCGACCUCGGUCCUUCAACAUCACCAACAUUGGUUCGUGCAGCCCCCGCCACUCGAUCAUCCAACAACAAGAACAAGGAACGAAAGCCGCCCUCGGUAACCCCCCGGAGGUUCACGAGAUUCUUUCACGGUCAACGAAAAGUCCCAGCUGUCAGGUGUGCCCUCAACGACAUAACCAAGGCCUCCCUUAACGAAGUGGACCAACAGUUACCAUCCCGCCUCGAUGGCGACAGAGACGUAUCCAUGGAUUCCGGGGUUGCAACCAACAAACGUCCGAUAGCGGCUGUUUCGGGCUUUGAUUCUGCCGAGCUUGGUCGUGACAUCAAGCGGCAAAAUAGGGUGCUUGGUCCAGAUCUCCUGAACGUUAGCUCGAGUCAAAAAUCCCAGGACGCUCCCGAGUUUAUAUCAAGCACCCCUGAGUCUGUCCAAAGGAGCCUAUCGAGCCAUCGAAGCACUGCUUCUCAAAUUUUUCAAAGGGAACUAGGGGACAUAGAUCGAGCUUUUGAUAUUCUCGACUUGGCACAUCCUGUGCUAGACUGGAGACACCAAACUGCACACUUUUGCUCAUCUUUUGACUAUGUUCACGACACAACUGCCGUUGCCCGGCCAGGUCAGGCUCGGGGAACCAUCUUUUCACAGGCAGCAUGCAACACAAGCAACAUGGUGUUCAUCGGCGACGACAUGGGCGAGGUGCGCCUACUGGACACUGAAACUCCCGGCGAUGAUGGGUUCAAAAAGUGCCACCUUCGAUGGACUGCGCAUGGAAACGCCGUCACCGAUGUCGCCUUGUCGUCCGAUGAUUUGCGAGCAGCUACUGCCUCGGCCGACCGGUCUGGCAUCGUCUGGGACACCAUGACCCAGAAGCCCCUGGCACUCCUCGACUGCGGUAGCUCGGCAAAAUCGAUCCGUUUUCAGCCCGGCCAGGGCGUCGGCAAUGUCGUAGCAACCAGUACCCGUGACGGCAUCGUGCAAAUAUGGGACCUUCGGUGCAAAAACAGUCGCUACAGCGAGUGGAGCCAGGGCACCGUGGACGAAGAGGACUACCUUCGCGUUGCCAACAUUCCGCCAUGGAACACAUUUGUUUCGGGCUCCACGGUACCCUGGGCCACCAAGAGCUCCUCCAACUCCCAAUCAUCCCGGACCGUGGUGACAGCCCUGGAGUUUCUUCCUGCUGGCAAGGAGCAUCUGGUGAUCUCGUCGUGCGAGGCAAACGCUACAAUAAAGCUCUGGGACAUUCGCGCCAUCCGCCACCAGCUCGAAGCCAAUAACAACGCAAGCAAGCCCCUAUCUUGCGUCGCCCCUCCACCUAGCCACAAGGCCUCCCGCAAUUGGGGCAUCAGCUCCAUGACCCUCGGCACCGACGGAGCGCGCCUAUACGCCCUCUGCAAGGACAACACUGUAUACGCUUACUCGACGGCGCACAUGGCUCUGGGCCACGUCCCCGAGCUGGAGCAGCGCCACAACCCCCUGCCUCGGAGGAACGCGGCGGUCCACCAGGGACUCGCUCCGCUGUACGGCUUCCGACAUGCGCUGUUCACCUCGCCGACCUUUUUCGUCAAAUGCGCCAUCCGCCCCGCCCGGGACGGCCGCUCCGAGCUGCUGGCCGUAGGCAGUGGUCACGGCACGCCUGUACUUUUCCCCACGGACGAGCGCUACCUGCACGCCCAGCCAACAGCCCCCAUGUCGUCAUCAUCGGUCAAGGAUGGCACCAACCCCAAACAGGACAAGGCCUGGACUGACGAAGGAUCUUGGGGCUUCCCCGCCAACACAAAGCACCUGGCCCCGCGCCCCGGCGAGACGACGCCCAUCUAUACCAGCGGCACCGCGCUGAUCCACGGUCACGGUAAGGAGGCGACAUCGGUCUCUUUCACCCGCGACGGCCGCCUGGUCUCGGCGUCGGACGACUUCACGGCCCGCGUCUGGGCCGAGGACCGCGAACAGGCAAAACAACUGCGCUGUGGCGGCUGGACCGGUGGUCAGCGCUGGGGUUGGGGCUGGGCCAGUGUGGAAACGGAUUUUGAUGAGGAUGAAGUUGAGGACGAGUUUUAG